CUCUUUUAAUUUGUGCUUUUCUCCUCUCUUUACAUAAAUAAGAAACCCCACCUUCUUUACUCCGCGUUUGUUUCCAUCAUAACCCCGUCACCAUGAACGGAGCUCAGAAAGCGACGGCGGCAGCAGAGAUGACUUCCAGUGCUGACAGAAUGGUUGGAAUGGAUCACGCUGAAGUACGCUAUUUCACUAGCUAUGAUCAUCAUGGAAUUCAUGAGGAGAUGCUUAAAGACGAGGUUCGAACCCGCUCAUACCGCGACGCUAUCUACCAGAACAGACAUAUCUUUAAGGACAAGGUUGUCCUUGAUGUCGGCUGCGGCACUGGUAUCCUCAGCAUGUUUGCCGUCCGCGCUGGAGCUAAACACGUCAUUGGUGUUGAUAUGUCCUCCAUCAUUGAGAAGGCCCGUCAAAUUGUAGAAAUUAACGGGAUGAGCAACAAGAUCACUCUUCUCCAGGGUAAAAUGGAGGAGGUUGUUCUGCCAUUCCCAAAGGUUGAUAUAAUCAUCUCAGAGUGGAUGGGAUACUUCUUGCUCUAUGAGAGCAUGCUGGAUACCGUCCUCUAUGCUCGUGAUAAUUAUCUCGUUCCGGGUGGAAAGAUUUUCCCUGAUAAAGCCACCAUGUACCUGGCUGGAAUCGAAGAUGGCGAGUAUAAGGAUGAGAAAAUCGGCUUUUGGGACAAUGUGUAUGGUUUCGACUAUUCGCCGAUGAAAGAAAUUGCGCUGGCCGAACCACUUGUCGACACCGUUGAGCUGAAGGCUCUUGUAACGGAUCCUUGUCCCAUCAUAACCUUUGAUUUAUACACCGUUACUCCGGCGGAUUUGGCUUUUAAGGUCCCUUUCAAUCUCACUGCAAAGAGAAAUGACUUCAUUCAUGCUCUCAUUGCUUGGUUUGACAUUGACUUCACAGCAUGCCAUAAGCAAAUUCGAUUCUCGACUGGCCCACAUGCGAAGUACACUCACUGGAAACAGACCGUUUUCUACAUUAACGAAGUUAUUACUAUCGAAGAGAACGAGUGCGUGACCGGUUACCUUAGCAACCGACCGAAUGACAAAAAUAAGCGUGAUCUUGAUAUCCAGAUCUCGUACAGAUUUGAGACACCAGAUGAAAAUCGCUAUACGCAGGGUUCUUGUGAAUAUAAGAUGUGCUAAACAUCUUACGUACAUAUGUCUGUAAAUGGCUUUUUGCAUAUCCUCCGCGCGUCAUCAAGAUGUCCCUUUUAUUCGAUGCUAUUCUCCUAUCCAUGGUAGCUUGCAUGGGUAGGGCGCGCAAUUUUUGCAUUAUGUGGCUUUUAAUUAAAACCCCAAAAAAAGGCGUUGGGUGUAUGUGGUAUGGAUACGAAACGAUGGUCAAGGAUAGGAUUUCACAGCUCCUCGAUUUGCAAUAGAUACCCUCGAGUCGA
Molecule: messenger RNA, 1396 nt
Organism: Coccidioides posadasii C735 delta SOWgp
Lineage: Eukaryota; Fungi; Ascomycota; Eurotiomycetes; Onygenales; Onygenaceae
Product: type I protein arginine N-methyltransferase Rmt1
Biological process (GO): peptidyl-arginine methylation
Cellular component (GO): nucleus
Molecular function (GO): protein-arginine N-methyltransferase activity
Source: RefSeq, a predicted model, not a curated record